This is a messenger RNA of Spodoptera littoralis (African cotton leafworm), 1686 nucleotides long. Lineage: Eukaryota; Metazoa; Arthropoda; Insecta; Lepidoptera; Noctuidae. The record is from the annotation of a GenBank genome assembly.
AUGAAAGUGUGCGCUUGUGUUCUGCUGUUCACGAUAUUCGCUCUCAUCACAACGAGCUCUCAAGAUACUAACAAAGACUUAAAACUAAAAAAAGCAAUCCAUGACAAACUCCAUGCCAAGGAAGAAAGAAAACUCAACAUCGCCAAAGACCUUCUAGCAAAGACUAAAGCACUAAGUAAGGUACCUAGGUUCCAGGUCACAACACCAAGAGUAGUAACCUUCACUGGAUUCAUAAUACAAGCGAUUAAUAUAAUCAAUACUUAUGAUGAUAUCACCUUCGGAGACUUUAUCGACACUUUAAAUGAAGAAGUUAAAAACUAUCACUACAGAGGAUGUAAAUUCUCUGAGCUAACCAAACACCAUGAUACUAGAAGGAUGUUGCAAACUAAAUUGAACUUGAUCAGUGGUAAACCAACGGUAGAGAAAUUCGAAAAGAUUUUAAAUGAAUUGCAAUAUUACAACAAGCCGAAAACUAGAAGAAUGGACGAUAAUAUGGCAGAAGUUAUAAAGGAUGCGCUGAAGGCGUUAAUAUUCGACUACUAUACACAUUUACAUGUAAACGCUAAAAUAGAACUGAAAGAAAGAAUACAGAAUAUUUGGAAUCAAAUGAAAGGAACACAAACUUCAACUUUCAACACAAAACAGUUUCAUGUGUCACCUCCUACUACUAACUUUUACAUAUCAGAGACAGAAGAUAAAGAAUCCAGCAAUGAUUUAGAAGUAGUAACUAGUGUUGAAGCAAGAGCUAAUAAAAAUGAAAAUACAGAUCCGGAGUCAGAAAAAGUUUUAGACUCUUCUUCUAAUUCUAUAGAGCAGUUCCAGGAGAAACUACGUGAGUUUAAUACGCACCGUUACGUAACUUUAGUUACUGAAGGUUUCGACGAGGUACAUUCAGACGAUGAAACGGAUGAAGCCAAUCAAUUAGGAACCAAUAAUGAACCAAACCACAAAAUUAAACCACAAUCAUCUGACGAGAACUCAAAAUAUGUGAAAGGUUUAGCAAGAUAUGCAAUGAAACAUUUAAACAACCACGAUAUUAAUAAAGUAUAUGAGAUGGCCACUGGCGAAAAGAAACAUAAAUCAAAAGAUAAAAAGAAGUACAGACAAAAGAAGCAACAGUAUUCAGUUGAAGAAGAUGAAGAUAAUAUAGGAAGGACACCUCGUGAUAAUGAUAAAUAUUAUGAAGCAAAGAAUAAUGAUGGAAGUGGUAGUAGUAACACCACAACAGCAGCCAACGUAAACGAUGAUUUAGAGAGAAGAGUAAGUAAUCUAGAAAAACAAGUGCAAGAAGUUAGGAAAGAAAUGAUUGUUGGACACAAAGAAGAUAGAAAUAACAAUAAAGACUCAGUUACAAUUAAAUCAAAGUACGAUUCGAAUAAUAAGCUUGAUGUUAGAACAGCUUUACCAACUGUUCAAAUGAGAGCUGAAGCAAAAAAUACUAAUGCUGAAGAAGUAACUGCGAGAGAACCAUUCGUAAUUAUAAGAAAUAGAGCAGUUGAUGAAGACACAAGUACAGCAGAUACAAGGGUAUAUGACAAUGGACAUGAAACUACAGUUUAUGAUAAAACCAAUGCGUCUAUGACAACUAGUACAAAUCUAAGAAGACGUAAUUCUCCUAUAACUCAUCCUGCUGCAGAUUAUACUUAUAUAGAGUUGGAUCCGUUUGAUCAUACACAUGAUGACUAA